Siniperca chuatsi (mandarin fish) is the source of this 6789-nucleotide messenger RNA. RefSeq names its product zinc finger, MIZ-type containing 1a (gene zmiz1a). The record is from RefSeq and is a predicted model, not a curated record. Gene Ontology annotation, molecular function: zinc ion binding; SUMO ligase activity. NCBI's taxonomy places the organism in Eukaryota, Metazoa, Chordata, Actinopteri, Centrarchiformes, Sinipercidae. Gene Ontology annotation, biological process: regulation of transcription by RNA polymerase II; protein sumoylation.
UGGUAACUGAAUAGCCAGUGUAAUCUGACACUUCAACUUGCCGUGCUCUACGGUAGUUGAUUCAGUCAGUCACUCACACCGUCUCCGGGGCUCUCGCAUCGUCUUUGUGAAGUGGAGCGAGCGAGAGAGAGGAGCACCGUAAACACGAGGUUUGGAGAAACAAUACGCGGAUUUGCCACUGAGGUCCUAGCUGAAAAUCACCGCUUAAGGAGGGGUCAGUGAGGGACCGUGCGUGAGGAAUACAUGAAGGGCAGGGUGGGGGAGGGUGCGGCGACCACAGCAGCAGUACCACCAAGGUCAAAGUUCACACAGACUCGCUCUGUGAUUGAUGAGGAUUAAGAAACCGAUUUUUUGCCUAAUAGGAAACACAGGAACGUCCUCUACCACACUGAGUAAAGAACUUUUAAUGGCGUCCCGGUAGAGACAUCAAGAUGAACACGUUACCAUCAAUGGACCGGCACAUCCAGCAGACCAAUGACAGGCUGCAGUGCAUCAAACAGCACUUACAGAACCCGGCCAACUUCCACUCAGCAGCCACAGAGCUGCUCGACUGGUGUGGAGAUCCCCGGGCCUUCCAGCGACCUUUCGAGCAAAGUCUCAUGGGAUGUCUGACGGUGGUGAGUCGGGUCGCUGCUCAGCAGGGGUUUGACUUGGACCUGGGCUACAGGUUGCUGGCUGUGUGUGCUGCCAACAGGGACAAAUUCACUCCCAAGUCUGCAGCCCUGCUGUCGUCGUGGUGCGAGGAGCUGGGUCGUCUCCUCCUGCUGCGUCACCAGAAGAACAGGCAGAACGAACCGCAGGGAAAAGUCCCCAUGCAGCCCAGCAUGAACAGCAUGAAGCCCGGCCUCACACACAGUGAUGGAUCCUUUCCCUAUGACUCUGUCCCCUGGCAACAAAACACCAACCAGCCCCCUGGGUCAUUGUCUGUGGUUACAACAGUGUGGGGCGUGACCAAUACAUCACAGAGUCAGGUGCUAGGUAACCCAAUGGUGAAUAGCAAUAACCCCAUGAAUCCUGGAGGUAACCCAAUGGGAUCAGGUAUGUCUGCCAGCGCAGCAGGGCUCAACUCACCCCAGUUCACUGCUCAGCAGCAACAGUUUCCAAACAAAGGAGGCUCCAACCAACCGUACAUGCAGCAGGGCAUGUAUGGCAGGCCAGGCUACCCUGGAGGUCCUGGGGGAUACAGUGGGAGCUAUUCUGGAGGCCCAAACGCCCCUCCAGGAGGUAUGGGGAUGACUUCCCACACACGUCCUCCUGGUGACUUCACUCAGCCAGCAGCCGCUGCUGCAGCUGCUGCCGUCGCUGCCGCUGCUGCUACGGCAACAGCCACAGCAACGGCCACAGUGGCAGCUCUGCAGGAAACCAAUAAAGAUAUGAACCAGUAUGGACAGAUGUGUUCAUCGUUCCAAAUGGGCCCCACUCAGGCCUACAAUAGCCAGUUCAUGAACCAGCCAGGCCCACGAGGCCCCCCUGGAGGUAUGAAUCCAGCCAGCAUGGGAUCAGCCAUGAACAACCCUAAUAUGAGUGGGCCUCCCAUGGGCAUGAACCAGGCUCGAACCCCAGGCAUGGGGCCUUUUGGAGCUCACGGCCAAAGGAUGCCUCAGCAAGGGUAUCCCGGAGGACCUCGACAGGGCAUGCCCAUGCAGGGGAUAAAGAGGCCAUAUCCUGGAGAGGCAAGUUACGGGGGUCAGCAGUACGGGCCGAACAGUCAGUUCCCACCACAGCAGGGGCAGUACCCCACAUCAAACACCUCCAGGCCACUGCCAUCUCCUAACUACGCCGGCCAGAGGAUGCCAGGGCAGCAGGGACAAGGACAGUACCCACCUGGCAUGCCCAUGGGACAGUACUACAAGCAAGAGCCUUUCAAUGGUCAGAGCACCAACUUCUCUGGAGGUGGAUACUCCUACGGCCAAAGCAAUGGGCCCCCCAGGCCCGGUAACUACCCUCACUCCCCGGUCCCUGGAAACCCCACCCCUAUGACCCCAGGAAGUGGCAUUCCUCCGUACCUGUCGCCAAACCAGGAUGUGAAGCCCCCGUUUCCACCCGACAUGAAACCAAAUAUGACAGCACUACCGCCCCCUCCAACAAACCCCAAUGAAGAGUUGCGGCUGACAUUCCCAGUCAGGGAUGGAGUGGUGCUGGAGCCGUUCCGCUUGGAGCACAACCUGGCUGUCAGUAACCACGUCUUCCACCUUCGACCCUCCGUCCACCAGACCCUCAUGUGGAGGUCAGACCUUGAGCUGCAGUUCAAGUGCUACCACCACGAAGACAGGCAGAUGAACACCAACUGGCCCGCCUCCGUCCAGGUCAGCGUCAAUGCCACGCCCCUCACUAUCGAGAGGGGAGACAACAAAACCUCCCACAAACCCCUGCACCUGAAGCACGUAUGCCAACCUGGAAGAAACACCAUCCAAAUUACAGUCACCGCCUGCUGUUGUUCCCACCUGUUUGUGCUGCAGCUGGUCCACAGGCCAUCUGUGCGAUCUGUCCUCCAGGGGCUCCUGAAGAAAAGACUCCUUCCUGCAGAACACUGCAUCACCAAGAUUAAGAGGAACUUCAGCAGCGUGGCAGCGUCGGCAGGCAACACCACUCUUAACGGGGAAGAUGGUGUGGAGCAGACGGCCAUUAAAGUGUCGCUAAAAUGUCCCAUUACCUUUCGACGCAUCCAGCUACCGGCACGAGGGCAUGACUGCAAACAUGUCCAGUGCUUUGAUCUGGAGUCCUACUUGCAGCUCAACUGUGAGAGGGGGACAUGGAGGUGUCCUGUGUGCAAUAAAACAGCAUUAUUAGAAGGUCUGGAGGUGGACCAGUACAUGUGGGGAAUCCUCAAUGCCAUCCAAAAUUCAGAGUUUGAGGAGGUCACUAUAGACCCUACAUGUAGCUGGAGACCUGUUCCCAUUAAAUCUGAGCUACACAUCAAAGACGACCCUGAUGGACCGCUUGCCAAGCGCUUUAAGACCAUGAGCCCCAGUCAGAUGACCAUGCCCAAUGUGAUGGAGAUGAUCGCCCAGCUAGGGCCUGGCCCAGGACCUGGCCAUGGCCCCGGACCAGGUCCCAGCCCCUACCCCUCACACCCUGGUCAACAUGCUAGUGGCAACGGGGGAGAUUACCCUGGAGCAGGCAACAGUUACCACAGCCAAGGGAACUUUGACUUCCCUCACGGGAACCCUUCUGGUGGUGGAGUUGGAGGAGGUCCCCCUAUGAAUGACUUCAUCCAUGGCCCCCAGCUCUCCCACCCCCCAGAUGGACCUGGUGGUCUUCUCUCCCAGGACAAGCCCCUUCACCACGGCAUGAAUGAUGCAAUGUCCCAUCCCGAUCAGUCCCAUAACUCCAUGCAGCAGAUCUUGCAUGCGUCUCCCCACCCUGGCAGCCAAACAGGGCCACCCUUACAUCACAGUGGCCAGUCAGGGCAGCCCUUGCAUCACAGUGGCCAAUCAUCGCAGCCGCCUCGCCAGUCGCAGCCUCAGCCGCAGCCGCAGCCUCAGCAGCCUGGGCAGAACAGUCACCCCCACAGCGAUCUGAACUUUAACCCCUCCUCAGACGGGCAGAUGGGUCAGGGAGCCCAGGAUAUGCCUGAACCCUCCCUGGAUCUGCUUCCAGAGCUGGCCAACCCAGACGAGUUACUAUCAUACCUGGACCCCCCUGACCUUCCCGCCAACAGCAACGACGACCUUCUCUCCCUCUUCGAGAACAACUAGCCCUUCGCCUCCCCUACAAACCCUCUUGCACCUACAGGAGUCGCGAUGUGUUUGACUGUCCGUCCACAGACACUUCACCGACCUAACAACACUUCGAGCAGCUUCCUAUGCUCACGCACGCACACACAUACACAGUCUCUCAACAGAUAAUGUGUGGCAUAGGAGCACGGCUGAAAAGAGGCACCUGUCUGGGAACUCCAAGGGAGAAAGCAGGAACGCCACUCAUCCCCGCACUCCUUUUUUUCCUCAUGUAAAGAUUCCACGCACCAGUUCCACCGCCUGACUCGAAACACACUAUUUACAGCCAUGUUGGCGGGCACUAAAGUGAUAUUAUAUAUAUACAUAUAUGAUAUUUGUGACUUUUCAACUGAAAACUGUGCAGCUAUAAUCAUCAUGUGUAAACAACAAAGAGGAGAGACAGAGAAGUGUAGCUUUGUUUUUUUUAUUAUUAUUUUCCUUUUGUGAAAAAAAAACAUUGUCGUAAGAGUGUUUUUAACCUAUUUGAAACGUGUUCUUCCAUUACUUUAGCACAUGCCAUGCCCUUUGACCCCCAGACUUCUUAGUGUGUGUGUGUGUGUGUGUGUGAGAGAGAGAGAGAGAGAGAGAGAGAGAGAGAGAGAGAGAGAGAGUUGAAUUACUGGAACUCAUCAGAAUCAGAGCACUGAAAGGACGAGCUAAAACGUCCUCCAGUGUCAACAGAGGAAACGAGCGCACAUUGUGCAAUGUAGUGUGUAUAUACCUAUGUGUGUGUGUGUGUUUGCGUGUCCUCCUUUGUUUGCCUGCAAGCGUGUGUGAAAGACAGCAGGGGGAGAAGGUUCGAGACAGAGGAGGGAAGAAAAAUAUUGAAUGGAAGAAAGAUAAAACAAUCCACUUUAAGAGCUGCCUCAGUUCUUCUUCUCCAGCCAGUCUGCAGUUCUUCUUGUGUAUUUAUUGUAAUGUUUCGCUCUUCCUCAUCAAAUUCAGCACCAUUUUGUGCAUGUGUGCCAAUGGUUCCUGUUGUCUUUGUCUAGCCUAAUCGUGCUUGAUCAAAUCAUUUUCUCUGGUCUUUAUAUUUAUUAUUUUAUUUCAAAUCAAUCUGUUUUUUUAUUAUUGUUGUCCUUUUGUAUGUGUUUUAUCUUUGUCCCACAUUGAAAUUAAUCAGAUACACAUCACCAAAGCUAUCCUAUGCUUUUUGUAAGGGGUUGGGCCUGGAUAUUAUGUUGGUGUAAGAGCAGGAUUUCAACAUCCUACAGACGUCUACAGAAGUUUUUAAAUCACUGUAUUUUAUAGAAAAGUCUGUGUGAUUGUAUCUUUCCUUUUGUUGUUUUGUUACUGUUGAACUGCAUCUUUUUGGGAAAAACAUCCUGCAUGAUCCAACAGUGUUUCCAGAGCUGUUGUAUAUACCCUUUGUGAAUACUUUGUGACUGUACAGUACUGUACCUAUCUUACUGGCAACUACACGGUACUGUCUGUCAAGGACUACAAAAACACACACACUCACAAACACACACACACAGAAUCCCUUAUAUUCAGUCCAAUAUUGUAACAAAUUGAUCCAAGUGCACUCUCACUGGCCUUGUAUUGAGUACCUGUGUAUUGUGUACAGUUUUUUCACUACCCUGUGACAAUGCAUCAGUGAAAAGGAAUAUUUGAAUUGCUCAGCGGGCAAGUCUUAAGAGAGUUUUCUUUUCUUUUUAUAUAAAAAUCGAUCAGCUUUAAACGAGCUGUUUUUUCUGUCAAAAAGAUUGUUAAUGCAGCUUAGAGGUCCAAAUUUCUCCAAAAAAUGUAUUUGUUUAAUAUUAUUGGAACAUGUGACCUCAUCCUCUAUUUAAAGUGAGAAUGUGCAAAAUGUCCUCUAGAUUGUUUUGAGGCCUAAUGACAAGCUUUUGAUAACCAUACUUAGCAAAAAUGUGUGAACAUGAUUUGUGUAUUUUCAUCACAUUUUAUAUUGUUUCAAGUUUUAAGUUAUUAUUUUUGUGCCGUGUUUUUAUGACAGGUAUAAUUUGGUUUACACAGUUUUAUGCAGUACAGUCAUUAAAUUUAAAAUAUACUGUAUGUCGUUGGAUAAAAGUUCCCCCAUUUGAGAUUUGUAAUCCAUUUGAAAAACCAAAUAUCGCUUAACUGAUCUUCAAAAUUGAUCAAAUCACCUGCAUAUAACACAGCUGAAGGAUCAGAUGUUGUUUGUUUGUUUGUUUGUUUAUAUGUUUGUUAAAGACAAUGCAAUGCCGCAUUGGGAUGUUUUAUUUCCCUACACAGUGUGUAACUGUAACCGUUCACAAAAUCACUUCUAGUAAUUUGAGCAGACACAAAUUGUCUGAUUGCAGACAACAGAAAUUGAGUUGAGGAUUUAAAAGAGAAUGCAAUUAAUAUUGUAAAAUGAGUUAUGGAGGAGACCCCCUCCUAUCUGCAUUACAAGGGGAGGGUGUUGCAGAGGGUUGGGGUGGGGUUGUGGAUGAAAGGGAUACGUGUAUAUAAUGUAAAUGACAAAUAGAGACACGUUAACAGAAAUGUAUUCAUUUUCUCCAGGGGGAGUGUGCAUAGUGUAUUUAGAAUUUGUAAAGCUUCCAUCCUCCUGUCAGACAUUGAAUUGGCAAAUGAGUCUGUGUUUGAUUGCGUCUGUGCAGACCUCUCUAACCACGCCUGUUCAUUUAUGUAAGAUACUUUAUGUACCCCUCCACGUGGGGUUUCCAAGAAAAAACGACAUUUUUCCUUUGUGUAAUAUUAAACUUAUGUGUAUUUCUCUAUUACCUGUGUACUUUAUAAAGGUGCUACAAAAUUAUUCAAACCUUUUGAGGUAUAAUUGGGACUUGGAGACACUGAGCUUUGAGUGGCUCUUAAGGGUUGUUUCCAAAUUUACAGUUUGUAAAAAAAAAUAAUUGUCAUUUAUAAUUUUUAUGCAAUUUGGCAAAAUAUGCUAUAAAGGUACAAUCUGAAGUGAUUGGCACAACAAGUGGCAGUUGUCUCUUUGGUUUUGUACAUUCUAUGUACAAUCAUUUCAUAUUCUAAACUGGUCAGAAAACAUUGUGAUUUUUAGUCUUGCAAAUCUGUAUGUAGUUAGAUGACGUGACAUCCUAAUAUUUAUCUAAUAAAUAUGUAUUCAGAUGAAACACAA